CUGCAUCAGGUCUGCCUUUGUCAGGAAUGGUCCGGUCCACGUGUGAUCAAAUAUUCUCGGGACUGACAUGGCCUGGAAGUACUCACGUGACAAGGCGUAUGGAUGCGUUUGGGGUAAAGGGAUAUCGAGGGGCGCUUUAUGAAAGCGUGCUUAUUGCCCUCCUAAGUCUGCUUGCGACCGAGACGUCGUUUCAGCACUUUGGACAGAGACAGCGCUGCAGACAAUCUGUAACGAGAGGACUUACCGAGCUGUUGGGAUGCAAACUUAAAAGUCUUCUGACUGUUUUUCUGUUCUGAGCCAGUUUCAUUUUAAUGCCAAAUGCAACGCUUUGGACUUCAAUUUGAUUAAGAAAUCGUCACCUAGAUAUUGCUUUGUCAUCGCUUUGUUUGAAAAAAAAAACCAAAAAGUUGAAAUAUCAGCACUGCUGUCAAGUGUCAGUUCUCAGCCUGCUUCUCUUGGUCCUCAAUACAGCGACAACUUUGGGAAAUGCAAGUGUGGGUCUGUGAAGUAAAAUCACUAAUUGUGGGGUCUUGCUGCUGAGCACGUUCCACCAGGUGAGAAGAGUGAUGACCAUCUUGUUCAUUACUAUGGUUAUUUCAUACUUUAGUUGCAUGAAAGCUGCUCCCAUGAAAGAUGCCGGCGUCAUCCGAGGUCACGCCGGACCGGGCUACCUUGGAGCACGGACCCAUGGGACUUUGGAGAGCAUGGGUGUACCCCAACGUGGAUUGCCGUCACUAGCGGACACUUUUGAGCAGGUCAUUGAGGAACUGCUUGAUGGGGGAAAUGAGCCUCAGCCUGCCACAAAGGGGGCUGAUCCCAAGGAUGCGGACAUGUACACAUCACGCGUAAUGAUCAGUAGCCAAGUGCCUUUGGAACCCCCUCUGCUCUUUCUCCUGGAGGAGUAUAAAAACUACCUGGACUCGGCAAACAUGUCCAUGAGGGUGCGCCGCCACUCAGACCCGGCCCGCCGAGGCGAGCUCAGCGUAUGUGACAGUAUUAGUGAAUGGGUGACAGCUGUUGACAAAAAGACGGCAGUGGACAUGUCAGGGCAGACGGUAACCGUCCUGGAAAAGGUCCCUGUACCAAACGGCCAAUUGAAGCAAUACUUUUAUGAGACCAAAUGUAACCCAAUGGGCUACACCAAGGAAGGCUGCAGAGGAAUCGACAAGAGGCAUUACAAUUCCCAGUGUCGGACGACCCAGUCAUAUGUACGAGCUCUCACUAUGGAUAGCAAAAAAAAAAUUGGCUGGCGCUUUAUAAGAAUAGACACUUCCUGUGUAUGUACAUUAACCAUUAAGAGAGGGAGAUAGUGAAUUUAACGUUGUAUAGAUUUUAUUGAGAGAAAAAAAGAGAAAUUAUCUAUUUGUAUAUAUACAUAACAGGGUAAAUUAUUCCGUUAAAUGAUAAUUUUAUGGACUGCAUGUAAAGUUUAAAAAAAAAAGAAAAAAAAAAGAAGUUUAUACAGUAAAGUGGUAAUACGGUCUAUUUAUUGAACAUAUCCAUGACCAAGACAAAUAAAAGAAAAAAAAAAAAUAAAGUCAUCUGCGCACAAUUUCAAAUAAUUCUGUAUUACAUUCCUCAAGACAUUGUGGUUUGUUUACGUUGCCAAGAAUCUGAAAAAAUAAUUAAAUAGAAAACACAGAAAGUAAAAUGAAUGAAAAAAUAUUGCAUGCUGCUUCGAUUGUGAAGUGAGAAACUGUCCACUUUGAAAAAGGAAAUCAAUUCUGACCAAAACAUUCCGUUUACAUUUUAGACAGUAAGUGAUCUUUAUUCCUGUUAGUAUUAUACUUGUUUACUGCUUUAAACUUCUACAGAUAGCAUUGGAAUUCAAUUCAAAUGUCAAGGUGCUGUUGUCAAAGCUUUGCUGUUUAUUUUUUUAUUCCCACAAAGUUUAAAAAAUGAGAUAUAAAAGAUUAUUCAUUGACAUAUGUUCUGCAAAAUAUAAUUCAUUUUGUAUGUUGUGACGUUGUUUGCAAUAUUAAAUUAAAAUAUUUGAAGAAAUAAAAAAAAAAAAAGAAAUCCUAUAGGCAACUGAAAACUAAACCAAUGAAAAUAAAGGUUUAACUCUCCCUUUGUGAGUUAUCCAUGGGUA
This is a messenger RNA of Erpetoichthys calabaricus (reedfish), 2092 nucleotides long. RefSeq names its product brain-derived neurotrophic factor (gene bdnf). Gene Ontology annotation, biological process: positive regulation of collateral sprouting; negative regulation of neuron apoptotic process; regulation of neuron differentiation. The record is from RefSeq and is a predicted model, not a curated record. Gene Ontology annotation, molecular function: growth factor activity; nerve growth factor receptor binding. The coding region runs from base 567 to 1310 and encodes 247 amino acids. The transcript has 2 exons. Lineage: Eukaryota; Metazoa; Chordata; Cladistia; Polypteriformes; Polypteridae.